Gadus macrocephalus (Pacific cod) is the source of this 1467-nucleotide messenger RNA. It is a transcript of the gene snrnp48, whose product is annotated as small nuclear ribonucleoprotein 48 (U11/U12). The record is from RefSeq and is a predicted model, not a curated record. The transcript is spliced from 9 exons. Bases 277 to 1185 code for a protein of 302 amino acids. Gene Ontology annotation, cellular component: cytosol; nucleoplasm; U12-type spliceosomal complex. NCBI's taxonomy places the organism in Eukaryota, Metazoa, Chordata, Actinopteri, Gadiformes, Gadidae.
ACGUCAUCUCUUUGCGCCAGCUGCACGGGUGGACCGGCCACAACAUCGCAGGGAUGUGAGGGCAAAUUGAACAGAAAUUUAAUUCAAUCAAAUAGUCCAGUAAUCUAGAUUUAAUACAAAUAUGACCGAGACACUUCGGGAACCCAAACCGUUGAGGAGCGACUAGGCUGUCUACAAGAGUUGACCAAGUUCACAGAAAACUGUCAAAAACAGUUGAACGACAUACUUGAAACGCUGGGAUGGUCUCCUGAAUAUGAUGGCUCCGCUCAGGAGACGAUGGUCCAGUGUCCCUUCGACCCAAACCAUCGCAUCCCGGUCAGAUCCCUGGAGAGACACAAAUCCUCCUGUAGCCUCAGUAAAAUGGGCUACUCUGCUGAGGAGCAGGAAGGGAUGUACGACUCUUCAGUUUGUUAUGAGAAGUCAAACAUAAGAAGUGUCAAAAUGGAUGAAGCUACGCAGCAACAGGUGAUCCUCAAGGCAAGAGCUGCUGCUCCGUUGAUGAGGAUGGAGGGAGUGUUCUGGCAAGGUGAGUACACUAGCCAGCCCUUGGACGUGCCCCAGAACCACAAGCGGGCGCUCUGUGACCUCACGGUGGCCGACCGGUUGGCUCUGUACGACCACGUGACCGGUGAGCUCAACCAACAGCAGCAAGAGGCCGCCGCCAACGAGGACCUCUACGUUGAUCUGGUGGCCAAACUCAAGAGGGACGAACAGCAGGGAGAGCCCAAGUCGCACCUGGAGCUGAUGGCCGAGAAGAGAGACUACAAGAGGAGGCGGCAGUCCUACCGCGCCAAGAACGUCCACAUCACCAAGAAGUCCUACACAGAGGUCAUCAGGGAGGUGAUAAAAGUGCACUCUGGGGUGCUGGCCCGAGAGUGGAAAGAGGAGAGCUGCGAAGAGGAGAAGGAGAAGGCUGAGAAGAAGGAAAAGGAGCAGGUGAAGGAGAAGGAGGAGGAGGAGAGGGGCUCAAUAAGCUCCUCAAAGAGGCGGAGGUCAGACGACGAGUGUUCGGAGUCGCGGGAGUCGCAGGCGUCCCACGACAGGAGGCGGCAGCGCAGCCGGAAGCACAGCCCGGAGCGAGAGGACAGGAAGAGGAAGAAGAGAGAUUCAGGUUCUCCAGACGAGCGGCAUCACGAGCGGAAGAAGAAAAAGAAGAAGAAGAAAAAAGAUGAGAAGGAGAAGUAAUGCGGUGAUCAUCUUUCAAGAAACACAAACCAGAGCGGCUUCAUGCUGUGGGACAAACAUCACGCUCAAGGAUUACAAAUUAUGGACUCAAGGCUGUCAAUUGCAUUUAUCUUUUUUAUUUCUGUUCCUUUCUUUCUAAUUUCUGUUUCUUCCUUUACAUUUAUGUUUGUAUUAUUUUCAGACACCGCUUUUCAAAAGGGUGCUUUGAAUCUUGAGUUGUUGUUGACACAAGGUCGUCAAACGACCCCAUGACAAAUAAAGUUGUUAUCUCGUCACAGGUCA